This is a messenger RNA of Ahaetulla prasina, 3769 nucleotides long. RefSeq names its product methyl-CpG binding domain protein 1 (gene MBD1). The record is from RefSeq and is a predicted model, not a curated record. Lineage: Eukaryota; Metazoa; Chordata; Lepidosauria; Squamata; Colubridae. The transcript is spliced from 19 exons. The coding region runs from base 141 to 2708 and encodes 855 amino acids. Gene Ontology annotation, molecular function: DNA binding; zinc ion binding.
CGCACUUGAAAAACGUUGUGCGGCCGGUUGCCUUGGGAUGCCGCUGAUAGCAUCCUAUCCUGGGUACUAAUUUACAGAAAGCCACUCGUAAGUGGAGAGGCUUAUGGGAUGCUCCAGAUGGAGCCCGGGAUAUUGCCCUGAUGGCGCUGCUUGGUAGCAAGAGCGGCGCCACAUCCGAGAGGUCGAGGAAGGUGGCCAAAUCUUAUAAGACGUGCAGGUUGUGGAAAUCGGUCCGUGCUGAUCUUUUUAUACAGGGCCUUCUCAAUGGUUUUUCCAUCCCAGCAGAAAACAUGACAGACGGCUGGGUGGAUUGUCCCUCUUUGGGCCCUGGCUGGAAGCGUCGUGAAGUCUUGCGUAAAAGUGGAACAAGGAGUGGCCAUUCAGACACUUACUAUAUAAGCCCCAGAGGAGAGAAGAUCCGCAGCAGAGUGGAGCUGUUGAGAUUGCUGGGAUGCUCACGGGAUCUGACUGAUUUUGAUUACAGGAGGGGCAUUUUUGUUGAGCCAAACACAGAGCCUCUGCCCUCAGCACCUCUCUUACCUACUGAAGGAAGUCCUCAGAGGGUCAAAAAGAGUAGCAAAAAGCACCUACUGCAUCUGACAGAAACCACCAAGAAACCACCUCAUUUGCAGGUGUUUCUAGAGCCUCAGCUUUCUCCAGGACAGGGGCUUCUGGACCAGAAACCUCCAGAGCCGGAAUUAGAGUUUCUGGGAGAGAACCAAGUCAAUAUGCAGAGUCAACAGUCAGAACUUCCUGUUACUCUGGAUCAACAGGCGCCAAAGCCACGCAAACAACAUUAUCAGCAGCCUCUUCCAGCCAUUCCCUCGCCAGGAAAAAUAGAAGACGUGACAUUGCAGGAGAGCAAUCCAAAAGAAGCUAUGGCGUGCUGUGCCAGCUGUCGGGGACAGUUCCCAGAAGUAAUGCUACCAUCUCAGAGGCGUUGUCGGUGGCUCUGCCCAGACUGCAGAGCUCAGAGAAGAGCUUUUAACAGGGAGCAAAGAUAUUUCAAGCAAAUUGGCUGUGGUGUGUGCCAGGCCUGCCAGAUGUCUCAGGACUGCGGCAUCUGCAGUGUAUGUGUUCUGCGAGCCCAAAGCCCCAAGUUCCGCAUUGACAUCAAAUGCUUGCUGCGCCGAUGCUUGAAGAUUGUCAAAAAGGGCCUUGAUUGUGGCAUGUGUCAGGCCUGCAAGAUAACUGAGGACUGUGGGACCUGUGCAAUCUGUUUGCGGAGGCAAAGACCUGGCAUGAAACGUCAGUGGAAAUGUCUCAAGCGCCGUUGUCUCGAACGCAAGAAAAAAAUCUCACCCAAGAAGGACAGCUGCAGCUCGAAGAAAGUUAUAGCAGAAUCUUCAGCAAAGAAUGUCUUCACCCCAAAACAAUGUGGGCAGAAAAAGCCAACUUUAACCACAGGUGGGCAAUUUCCAAAGGCUCAGUUGGCCCCAGGCCAUCCCCACCGGAGGCAGUCUGCUACCCCAAAAUGGAAACCUACCAUACAAAGGGAUCCUGGAGACAAUCCACUUGUAAGGCAUAGGAAGAAGCAAUUGGGAGUGGCGAAAGAGAGGAAGAAAGUGGGCCGUCCUCCCAAGCAUCCUGUGGCUAAACUCAAGAACAGUGUGCAUUCCUCCAAAAAUCAGCAAAACCAGAAGUGUGGUGAAUGUGAAGCCUGUCUGCUGAAAACAGACUGUGGCCGCUGUGAUUUCUGUUGUGACAAGCCCAAAUUUGGAGGGCAGAACCUCAAACAGCAGAAGUGCCGGUGGAGACGAUGCCUGCAGUUUGCAAUGGAAUCUUCGUUGACCAGUGAGUGGACUGAAGUGCCCAAAUCCCUGGGCUUAGAGAUGCCCAGGCAGGAGAAGCUGCAUCUGCAGCCACAGCCUCCACCGCCAGUGAAGCUGAAGAAGGAAACUGUGUCCUCUGCCUCCCACCAACCUACAAAGGAGUGUUCCGUUGUGCCAGCAUAUAUCCAGCAAAAGCAAAAGAUACCUCACCGCCCCAUCCUACCCACCUCAGUCAUAGGAAAGGUUCCAGAUACCAAACUGCCUGUAGUCAAUCUUCUUAUUGCCACCUCUCCCCCAAAAAAGCAAGAAUAUGCAGAACCAGGUGGGAAUUGUCAGACAUCCAGUGACUCUCUGGCAUCAGCAGGAUUCCCCCGAUUUAAGAAACUAUCAGGAACACCAAGCACAGAAGUGGUAGUUCUUGAUGAUCCAGAAGACGAUGAAAUGGGACUAUUGCAGCAAAUUCAGCCUCCAGUAAUUAUGGAGGUCUACAGUCUGGGUGGUGUGCAGCCCCUCUCUCAGUUGGACAGUGUCUUGCGAGAGUUCUUGGCUGAGCUGAAUGAGAUCCCUCUCCCUGCUCAUUGGGAGGUGCUGCCUCCACUUGGCAGCCCAGACCUGCGUCUCGUCCAGCGCUCGAAACAUUCCACCAUGUCUGCCGCAGUCAUUCACAUACGCCCGGGCCUUUUUUUCCACGUGGUAAUGCAAGAUCUGCUGGUGCCUCAGGAACAUGAACUUUAUGCUAGCCACCCUGCCCGCCUGACCACGGUUGAUGAGGUGGUGGAACUGAUCUGCGAUCUGGAGGCCUACCAACUUUGUUUGGGUUGGCCUGCAGGGUGGCAUGCUAGAGAACGGUCUGAGACCUGUGAUAUUCUUGUUCAUUCAGGCUGCUGCCCACACUGCCGGCUCAACCCCUGGCCAUCAGGAAGUGGCACUCACUGAGAACCAAGCUGGGCAAGGAAUUUGGAGAUAGAUUCACAAUCCUCUGGUCUGAGAAUGAGCAGUUAACUGAAGUUUAAUUUUGACACUGGACAUGGCUUGGAUUUCUAAAAGGAUAAUUCCUUGCCAUAAAUAGCUUUAUUUUUUCCCCCUCAUGUUGAAUAGCUUGGCACAAAAAGAUAUAUUCCUCCUUCUUGUCUUCUUUUUGAUUCUUCCCCCCCCCCCCCCCGGUAACUUGCUUCUGCACUUCCGUUGUUCAGAGAAGUUUCUUUUGGCGACUAAAAUCCAGUUUUGCUUUAGCCAUUUACUCAUUUCUUGCUAGAGAAGUACUGGGUGGACAGCGUGUAUCACAGCAACUUGGGCUGACCACCGGUUUUGUGCACUUUUAAAAACUUUUUAUGUGUUUGGCAAUGUAGUAUUAUAGUUUGAUACGAUGGGCAUGUGGAGAUGGGCAAUGCAUCCAUUUGGGAUCCUGUUUCCAUUGUUUUUGCUUGCCUAGUCCCACUCUGUCAUAUCUAGCACUCUCCUGGAGAAUUUUAGAUCUACAGUAUGAUCUUCACCAGAUCCUGGAAGAAUGGGAUUUUACAAUAGAAUCUCCUCCUUCAAACAAAUUCUUACGGUCUAGACAUUUUCCCUGAUUUGUUUAGAACUUGAAUUGUUGCCUCAAAUAUGUUUUCCUUUGCUUUGUGCUUUGGGGUUUGGAUGGGGAAUUUUGUUUGAGGAUCUGCAAGACUUAUGCUCUGGGGAGCAGGAAAGGUCCCACAAAUGGUGCCUGAGAAAAAGUUGGUGUGCUGCCAUUCUAUAUGCUGAGAUUCCAGCAUGUUCUGUUCAGGGAAGUUCUACAGAAGCCAUAGCUGUAUGUCACUUGCUAACUUGUGGUUUUGUUUCAUGUCUUCCUUCAGUGUAGUUGGCGGCCCCUCCCCUGCGCCUUUUGCAGUUUGUCUGACUUUCAUGAUGUGUGAUAUUUUUCUUUCAGAAGAAAAGAAUGAAACUGUCCUCAAAGAAAUAACAAAUCAGAACUGGCUUCUAUUUUUUUUAACAUAUUAAAAAUUUGAAAGAGCAAA